Ceratosolen solmsi marchali is the source of this 1216-nucleotide messenger RNA. Its product is annotated as amine oxidase [flavin-containing] A-like. The transcript has 5 exons. Gene Ontology annotation, molecular function: oxidoreductase activity. Lineage: Eukaryota; Metazoa; Arthropoda; Insecta; Hymenoptera; Agaonidae. The record is from RefSeq and is a predicted model, not a curated record. Bases 121 to 1206 code for a protein of 361 amino acids.
UAUAAGCAAAAAUGCAUAUUUUAAAACAUAUAGAAAAGAAAUACUUAAUGAAGAAUUAUCAAAUGUUAGCAUUGAAGAUCUAUUGUGUCGUUUAGUAUUUUUUCGGAAAUCUCGUUCGUUAUGUCGAAAUUUGAUUUAUGCUACAUGUGGUAUGUAUUGUAUAAUCAAUACGUAUUAUUUUUUCUUAAUUUAGUCAUUUUUAUUAACAAAGGCAUAGCGCAGUUGAAAAAUAUUUCCGCUCUUUGGUACAUUGUUAUGUUAAAUGGUGCAGGUGGCUUUAUUCAGCGAUUGAGGGUAACUCUAGGAGAUUCAAACCGAUAUUUUAUACAGGGAGGUGCAAUGAAUAUAGCUAGAUUAUUGACAAAAAAUAUUAACAAAGAAAAUCAAAUUCAUUGCCACGAAUCAGUCAAUAAAAUCCAAUUUAAUGAUGAUCGAGCAUAUAUUUGGACAAAUAAAGGGCAUUAUAAAUGCGAUUAUGUAAUUCUUGCCGUUCCUCCACUUGAAAGCUCUAAAAUUACCGUAGAACCUCAUUUACCUUUGAAUAUAACAAAAGCUCAAUCUUCAUAUGAUAAAGAAACAAAUGUUUUCUUUAACGCAAAGAGUUCACAGUUAAUUGAGUCGAAUAAUUUGACUAAAAAUAUAAUAGGAAUUACAAAUUAUAAUAUGAAUCUUAGAUUAGCAUACGAUGCCACUAUUAAUAAAGAUAAUGAAUUUCAUGUUUCUGGAUUUUUAUCAAAAACAAAUAUAAAUUCUGAUAUGAAAAUGAAUCUCUUAUCUAUCUUAAACAAGUGUUUUACAAGUAAUAUUGAACUUGAAGAUUUGACGGAAACAAGUUGGAGAGUAAUUCCUGGAGGAAGUCCAAUGAAUGUACCAAAACCGGGAUGCUUAAAACAUCAUCUUAAUUUAUUAUCAGAAUCUCAUGGACGAAUAUUUUUUGCUGUCAGCGAAUAUGCUAAGAAUUGGCCCGGUACUAUUGAUGGAGCAAUUGAAGCCGGUAAAUCAGUAGCUUAUUCGAUUCUUGAACGUGUGAGACCGCAGUCGAUGAGUUCUUUAGAAUGGAAAUUACACAACUCUUUGCACAUACCACCACGUAUCAAUGAAUUAAAUAUUGGAAUUUAUUUAAUUCAUAAAAUUUGUUUCUGUCUUAAUUUCUUCGUUCUCUUAUCAUUUCUCCAAACUAACUACUUAUCAUCAAAGCUCAUGUAAUACCAAAAAU